Molecule: messenger RNA, 1747 nt
Organism: Prionailurus viverrinus (fishing cat)
Lineage: Eukaryota; Metazoa; Chordata; Mammalia; Carnivora; Felidae
Gene: UBD
Product: ubiquitin D
Biological process (GO): response to tumor necrosis factor; response to type II interferon; positive regulation of apoptotic process
Cellular component (GO): nucleus
Molecular function (GO): proteasome binding; protein binding
Source: RefSeq, a predicted model, not a curated record
ACCAGGCACCGAUAUCUACAGAGGUGAAGGAAGAUUCUGGAAAUAGAAGAGGUUCACUUGACUCCUGGGUUCUCUUCUGUGUCAGAUCUGACAGGCUGCUUAGGGGAGGGUGGUGGGAGGUAUGAGUGGGCCUUGUGCUCAACGGGGCUGCCAAGAUUUGAAACCAUGCAAGCCCUUUGACUCUUGUUGUGUUUAGGGGUCCUGGGCUCUUAAACUUCCUUCUCCUCCCAGAAGAGCGGUUCACAAAACUCAUUUAUCCCCAGCUGUUAAAGACCUGAUACAUUAUCUUGUAAAGAGUAUGUGCACCGUGAAGAGAGCUAGGGUAAGAGCUUGGCACGGAGGGGCCCCAGUCCAGUGAAGAAAUGUCUGUGGCAUCCAGACUGGGAAGAUGAGUUUGAGUGGAGCAGGAGGGAGGGCCUCCCAGGCUUGCUGAUAAUGACACAGGGUAAGCUUGCCCAGUUUUAGAUUAUUCAAGUAGGACUCAGACCUGGCCCUACCUCCUGUGAGUGAGGCCCUAGUCUAAUUACAGGAGGAGAUCAUAUUCUACAACAGGCAUAUAUAAAAACACAGGAAAUACAGAUGAACAAGGCACAUAACACACUGAGUUAUUAUUAUGAGGCCAUGGGACAUUUAAAAAAUGAAACAAUUGUACAGAGAAUAGGCAUCCUAGCCAGGGUUUCCUUGUAAGGUAGUCCUGGAGGGCAGUGCUGGGAGUAACCCCUGAGGCCACCAAGUCUUGGGAAUUCUCUUGGGAGUUGUUUUUAGAGUCUGGUAUAUAUCUUUGGAUGCUUUGUAAUUGUAUUUAGUUCUGACCUUUGACAAACUACAUGGAUAGGAGGGAGGCAAGUAAUGUGGGAAACCAUCAAUGACAUUGGGAUGAAGAAGAGGUAUGGCUAUAAAGGAAUACGAUUGAUUUUCUUGGGUUCUAAGCUGGAAAUUCCAAACAAGAAGUUCCAAGACAGGGAGGGCCACAGCUUGUUGUGAAGGAGCUGGAGGGCCAGCCUGGUGGGUCAGAGAGGGAACAAGUGGUGCAAAGGCUGCAGGCAUUCCAGGCACCUUGAUGCCGGGUCGCUUGGCUUUCAUUGUCCAGGUGGAGGUCUGUUCUGAGGAAUGGGCAUCAAUGACCCUCACUGCUAACUGGGACAACAGAGUGAAGAAGAUCAUUGAAUAUGUCUGGGCUCAGACCAACAUUCCUGUGCAGGACCAGGUCCUUCUGCUGGGAUCCAAGACUCUCAAGCCCCAGAGAAAGCUGUCAUCUUAUGGCAUCGACAGGCAGACGACCAUCCACCUCACUCUAAAGGUGGUGAAGCCCAGUGACAAGUAGCUGUCCCUGUUUCUGGUGGAGAUUGGUGAUGAGGGGCAGAGGCACCUCCUCCAGGUGCGAAGGUCCAGUUCGGUGGCCCAGGUGAGACAGAUGAUUGAGAGCAAGAUGGCUGUAGUGCUGCCUGAGAAACAGACUGUGGUUUGCAAUGGCAAGAAGCUGGAAGACGGGAAGACCAUGGGGGAGUAUGGCAUCAAAAGGGGCAGUAGAGUCUACGAUUUCCCGGUCAAUUUGGGGGCCUCCCUGACGCCAGACAGCGUGGGGUCUUUUCGUGGUGUGCCGUCCGAGUGGGAGCGGGUGGACGUGACCCGUCCGGUGAUACCUGACCCUGGCAAGGGCUGUCACAGUGCCCCGAGGAUGGGGAAUGUCCUCCCCCAAUCCUGCCUUCUCUCUGCCUCCGCCCGAAGGCCACUCUCCCCUGCCUGA